Molecule: messenger RNA, 2467 nt
Organism: Papilio machaon (common yellow swallowtail)
Lineage: Eukaryota; Metazoa; Arthropoda; Insecta; Lepidoptera; Papilionidae
Exons: 6
Coding region: 55-2226 (723 amino acids)
Source: RefSeq, a predicted model, not a curated record
CCCGUCUCGGCAAUACCUUGCGCUGUGUCUUUACCAAUAAGUAAUGUUCUCAUCAUGAGGAGUUCGAACUCUUUCAGCACUGAAAUGGUCAUUACAUAUCUUCUAUUUUUACUUUUCACUUAUUCAUCUUCCUUUAGCAUUGGCUCUACGAGUGAUAAACGAAUUGUGAAUAAGCGUCAAGCCAGUGGGGAUUUGUUUCCGGAUUGGGUCCCGUUCAAGAAUAAACACGGCGCCGAAUUAGGUGAGUUCGUUGACGUCGUAAAGAAAAAGCCCAAAAAGAGAUUGGCGUUACCAACUAAUUUUGUGCUGAAAUCCCAAGGCGAUCAAGACGUAGAUGAAUAUCACGAUAAAGAGGAAGGUGGUGACGAUUAUUUUGAUAAAAAAGAAUGGUCCGCUACUGGGACCUCUGACCCUAAUCCCGCGAAGCUGGCAGAUAUCGAUGGAAUAGUAAAUAUAAUAACUAAACAGACAGUGAAUCCUGUACAAGCUGAAGAUAAAAUAAACUUUGAAAGUGUAGAAGAUAAAAGUAGUGAAAACAAAAAAGAAAGCGAAGAGUUGAAAGAACUAGACAACGUGAAGGAAGAAAAACAUGAGGUCGCAAGUGAUAGCAAAGUGUUAAAUACAGAUACCAAAAAGGACGAUGACUAUGAUUAUGAAGAAAAAGAAAAAACGAGCAAAGAAAAAUUGGAUCAAAGUGAAUCCGAGGCAAAGAAAGCCAAAAUUUUAGACAGCGUCGAUGAAUUAAAGGAACGUCACGCGGAAGAACAAAGACAAAUAUCUGAAAAAAUCAAAGAAGAAGAAUUAUUUAAAGACGAACAGGAAAGAAACUUGGAACGAUUUCCACGUCGGGAAUAUGACAAAUACGCCCUAAAGGAACCCGAAUGGAGGAAAGGAAGUUCCGAGUAUGACGAAUACGACGAAAAAAUGUUAGAUGUAAGAGAUAAGUACAAAAUAGUCGCAAAGAAAUCUGUUGUAACGACUCCAAAACCCAAACCAGUGGAACAACCGCCACGAAUAAAUAAGCUCUCCUUGUUUUCAAAUCCUAAUGCGUUCCUGAUAAGAGAUUACGAGGAGAGCGAAGAGAAACCGACCACAGGUAAACCCAAGCGGAAUAAAAAUGCGAAAGAUGAGUCAUCACAAAAGUUCUCCUCGCGAUACCUUGCAUCAAAUCUGAAGGAUAAGGGUCGCGUAAGAAUAUCAUUAGUGCCGGAGGAGAAAGAUUCAAAGGAGGGUGAACCGACUUUAUUCUUUCCAAAAAAGAGGUUGGGUCGUCGGUUUCAGGAGGACAUAACACCAGAGACAACACAGACUGAGGCUCAGACAACUUCACAUAUAACGAUGACAACUCCAACGACGAUUACGACUUUAGAUGCAGAAACAACUGCCUUUGAAACUGACACUACGGCAGCUGACUCCGUGCCAUCGGCUGCAGACAGCACCCACAGCGCCUCUCUGGUGCCGGAGAGCACUAUUACGGUUACUGACCCCGUCCCUUCAGCUACAGACGCGAAAGAAAAGAAACAACCUGAAAACUACGAAAUCGAAAGAGGUAGCGGCAGGGAACAUCACUCCUCACAUGAAGAGGAACACGGUGAGAAUGGGAAAAAGGCAUACGAGGGGAAACACGAAGAUACAAAGACGAAGAAGGGCUACCACGACCGCGAGAACCAUGUCGGCAAAUACGACGACCACGGCGGCUUCGACAAGGACCUCCACGACGAAUCCCAGCACUACGGUCACCAUCACCACGAGGAGCACGGCAAGAAGCACGCUAAGUACGAAGAGUCCGGCAAACAUUCAAAAGGACACAGCACAAAAGGCAGCCACGAUAUCCACAAGAAAGAGGAAUAUGAAAAGAACGUUGAAUUCUUCGAAGAGGAUGGUGACUUCGAUGAGGAAGAGAACCAUGGCGGCCAUCACGACGAGAAGAGUCACGCGAAGGGCGGCAACUUCAAAAAAGAAAACCUCGAAAGUGGUCACGAAGGGCACACGAAAGGUGACACGGGCCACUACAGCAAAGGCGGGUUUGGACAUUACAACAAGGGCCAUAAAUCAUCAGGCGGACAUGACAACCACGGACGCCAUGGAAAAGAGAACCACCACAUUGAAGGCAAAGACGCGGGAAAGAAGUGGAUCUAUCACCACGGAACACCAGCCCGUACCGCGCAUCUCGCGCCCAUCGACCGCGCAGACCCUCGACUCUUCGGCCCGAGGCUUUUCGGAUAGAGACAUGCCACCCACACAGGACUACCUCAAGAAACAUAUACGUGCGGUUGCGAAACGUCUCAACUUAGUAUUCCUAGUAUAAUGUAUCCAGUUAGUGUUAGUUCUCAUGGCCGCGGGAUACCGUUCGUAGUGCACAUUAUAAGCAAGACAAUCUUUAUUUCGCAAACUAUUUUUCGUUCAUAUUUACGCCUCAAACUGCGUGGAACAACUGAUGCUAUGUAGAUUUGUAGAACUUUAGGUG